AUGACUUCGAAGGUCGCCGCCCAUGGUAGGGGCCACCUCGUUCAUAGCCAUGCGCACGAGGAAGGCGUCCCAGGGACUGUAAAUCUCCAAGCUGCUGAGGGCGACGAUACGGUCUAUGGCAUGGCCCUCUUCCCAGUUCCUGCCGAGGACCCAAAUGACCCUUUGCAGUGGUCCAACUUCAAGAAGACAAUGAUCCUCAUAAUUUGCUCAUUUUACUCUUUUCUCGCCAAUGCGUCCGUCAUUGGGCCAUCACCGUACCUCGACCUCUGGGCUGAAGAGUUUGAUAUCUCGCCCGCCGUGGCAUCUGAGCUGAUAUCUUACCCUAACCUCGCCUUUGGAUUUGGCUCUUUAAUUUUCGUGCCCAUGUACUUGAAGUAUGGCCGGCGACCAGUCAUGCUGUUCUCUCUUAUUACAUUCGCAGCUGGUCUAAUAGGGGCGUCACAAUGUACCUCAUUCAGUGGCCUAAUGGCAGCCCGUGUAGUCCACUGCUUUGUAUGCGAAGCAUUACCGGUACAGUUAGUCAAUGAUAUAUUCUUCUUACACGAAAGGGGCAAGCGCAUUGGGUACUAUACAGUCUGUCUAUGUCUCGGUACUUUUGCCUCAUUACCCGCUGGAUAUAUGCUCUCCGGCGGUCACAGCUGGAGGCUUUUCUUCUAUGUGGAGUUUGCGUUCGCCAUAGCACUGCUCAUACUAGCAUUUUUCUUCGUCGAAGAGACGUCCUAUAACCGCCAAGCCCACGCUGCGCCUUCCACACCACCGAACGAGCUAGAAAAGGAGGGUGUCCAUGAAGUCGAAAAGGGAACUCAACAGGCUGACCUUAUUGUUCCAUCGCGUAAAAGCUUCCUGGAAACAUUAAGUCUGCGGGGAAGAGUUGAUUCUAACGUCCCAUUCUUUACGACAAUGAUUCGUUCAUUCACUUACUUCCUUGUUCCCCAAUCACUCUGGGUCAUUACCACGUUUGGAAUCAAUGGAAUAAUUGGCUUAUCGGCACUGUCCCUUUCUUACACUUUCCCGAUCUUAAUUACAUCGCCGCCUUACAACUGGACAGUGACCAACUCGGGACUCUUUGCCAUUGCCGCUGUGGUGGGUUACGGACUUGCUGUUCCUUUUACCUCGUCAUCAGACAGGCUUGCGGCUUUCUUUACAAAGCGUAAUAAUGGAAUCCGGGAGGCCGAAAUGCGCUUGGGAGUCAUGGUAGUUCCGAUGAUCGUAGGGCCUGCAGGAAUUGUCCUGUAUGGAUUAACGGCAGAGCGAGGCCUACAUUGGAUAUGCUUCUUUAUUGGAGGGGCCAUGAAUUACUGGGCCGCUUACUUUUACUUCUCCUUUACGCUUGCAUAUGCAGUUGACUCCUAUUACGCUAACACGUCUGAGAUGCUCAUCGCGAUGAACAUCGGGAAGCAAAUUAUCUCCUUUGGGUUUGGCCUAAAAGUACUGACUUGGGUAUUGGAAUCUGGGUAUGGUGUUGUCAUGUCCGGGAUCUUUGCCGGUGUGCUGUUAGCUAACAACCUCGUACUCAUAAUCUUCAUGGUAUGGGGAAAGAGAAUUAGAAUAUUUUUGUCACAGACUUGGCUUGCAAGGUUUCAUUUUCGGAGUAUUCGGGAGGUUACCACGCAUUAG
Daldinia loculata is the source of this 1617-nucleotide messenger RNA. Its product is annotated as putative MFS transporter. NCBI's taxonomy places the organism in Eukaryota, Fungi, Ascomycota, Sordariomycetes, Xylariales, Hypoxylaceae. Gene Ontology annotation, molecular function: transmembrane transporter activity. Bases 1 to 1617 code for a protein of 538 amino acids. Gene Ontology annotation, biological process: transmembrane transport. The transcript has 12 exons. The record is from RefSeq and is a predicted model, not a curated record.